AUGAGGUUUAUGUUUUUGGUGGUGGUACUUGUGGUGUUGGAAGCCGCGGAUCGUGGGAGCACGCUGAGAUACAAACAGGCAGCAGAAAUGAUAGAACCAAACAUCGAAGUUGACAUUCAUAAUAGUAAGGAUGAUACUGAGCCGGUGCUUGCCUUUGUGAUGUUCCGACAUGGGGAUAGAACACCAGAUGAAGAAGAAUUGGACAAGUAUCCAUCUAAAGAGAAAAAUGACGCUCUGUUCUUUCCUUUUGGAAAGAAAGCAUUAACAAAUAAAGGUAAGCAGCGGGGCUACAAGGUCGGGCAGUACUUAAGGAAGCGUUACAAUAAUUUAAUUUCACGACUUUACCUUCCUGAUGAGAUAAAUGUACGCACUACGGACUUCGAUCGCACAAAAAUGACAGCUUUGACGGCAAUGGCAGCCUUAUAUCCACCACUUCCCCCUCAAAGGUGGAAUCCUGCACUAGAUUGGCAACCAGUCCCUUACGAUACACUUCAAUAUGAGAGCGAUGAUCUUUUAUAUUGGUAUAAUUGUCCCCCGUACACGAAAAUGAGGAAUAGCAUAUAUGAGUUACCGGAGGUCAAAAAAUGGCUGGAACCGUACGCAAGUUUGUUCACUUACUUGAGCGAUAAAACCGGUACAAACAUCACUACUCCUGAGGACGUUUUCUUCUUAGAUAAUUUGUUUCAAACUUUAGAAAAUGUUGGAGUAAAUCCACCUAAAUGGGCACAAGAUGUAAUGCCUAGAAUAAAAGAAAUGACAAAAAUUGAAUACGCUAUCGAAUUUUACGAUAACGAUUUAACGCGACUUGCAUCAGGAGUGCUUCUAGCAGAUAUUGUAAACGCGUCAAGUAUGGCGAUUGCUGGUAACUUGGACCAACCUAAGUUACGAUUAUACUCGGCUCACGAAAAUAAUGUGGCUGGCUUAAUGGCCGCCGCGCGGGUAUUCCAACCACAUCAACCGAAAUAUGGAUCAACUAUUUCAAUAGAAUUGAGGAAGCGAAAGCAAACAGGCCAAUAUGGCUUUAUGGCAGUAUAUUCAGCGAAGGCUGGUGGACCGGGCGUUGUACUACCAAUAGCUGGCUGUGGGGAUACAUCAUUCUGCGAUUUCGACACAUUCGUCGAUCUCACAAAGGACGUCAUGUUAUCGAAAGAAAAUUUUGACAAGAAAUGUUCUACAUGA
Messenger RNA from Parnassius mnemosyne (clouded apollo), 1179 nucleotides. NCBI's taxonomy places the organism in Eukaryota, Metazoa, Arthropoda, Insecta, Lepidoptera, Papilionidae. The record is from the annotation of a GenBank genome assembly.